AUGCUUUCCCGGGCCGCCGCCUUCCCGCGCCUGUGCACCCGCAAGCUGCACACCUCGACUUCGGUGCUGAGCGGUAGCCCCGAAUGGUAUUGGGGACCCGAGAAGGCUGCCGGCCGCGAAUACGUUGGACACGGAGCCACCGGAGACAACACCUACACCGAUCGUCUCGAUUACUGGUACCCGGCCAUCCGAUUCCGUGUUGAGGAUGCCACGAUUAAGCCAGUCCGGGCCAAGGAGCAAGGCGACUGGAAAUCCCUCUCUGUCGAAGAGAAGAAGCAGCUCUAUCGCCACUCUUUCCGUCAAACCCUCGCCGAGUUCGAAGCCCCCAGCGCCUACUGGAAGCUCUGCCUGGCCAUGGGGUUGUCGGUCCUCGCCUUGGCCACCGCCUACGCCACCUUCCUGAAUAACGUCGUCUACCCGCCGAUCCCACCGACCUUCCAGGACGAGUACAAGGAGGCCCAGAUCAUGCGUACCAUCGUGCUCGAGAAGGGAGCCUUCCUUGGACCCGCCAGCAAGUGGGACUACGAGAACAACCGCUGGAAA
Messenger RNA from Mesorhabditis spiculigera, 543 nucleotides. The record is from the annotation of a GenBank genome assembly. Lineage: Eukaryota; Metazoa; Nematoda; Chromadorea; Rhabditida; Rhabditidae.